AUGUACAGAUCACUGGUUCAAGUGUCCAGACUCAAGAAGCUACCAGAGCCGAAAAUCCCAGAACCUUUUCAGGCUGCUCCAGAGUCGAGCACGCUGCAGCAGCUUGUUGAUGCUCAGUACUGGGUUGAUGCGGUGAACAAGUCGGUGGACCUGCUCGCUGAUUUCAACAAAAAAGAAACGAUAGAGCCCGGCGACAUUCCAGAAAUCCUACGUAUCUGGUACCUGAGAUUUUACUCAAUGUUGAAGUUGCGUCUGGGUGUCUAUGUGAAUGAUGAGGCCCUUUCUUGUUUGGAGUUCAUUGACGCACCAGAGGCCGAAGGCCUUGACGAGGCCACUGUCUGGGAUUUGCGACUAAUGCUUAUUCCCGUCAAGGCCAAAGGUAUCAACCAAACGGCAAUUCAGCAAAUGUUCGUAAUGGCUGCAAGCGCUCGCUCCAACAUUGGCGGGAAGGACUCAUCGCUCUGGGAGCAGCGGCUCCGUAAGUUAGGACUUCAUGUUGCCGCAGCACUGAUUGGAAUGCGGGAUCCGUCUACCGCUAUUGCACACCUUGAAUCGCUCCAUGAGGGUGAGAAGCAAGUGGACCCGACUUACGCGGAUUCAUUGGCGAGGACUCUUGCCUUACUGCAUCUCCAAAUGGGCAACAUUUCUCAAGCCAAAAAAUGGACUCGUGACUCCUUUGCAGGUGAGAUUGAGGACCUUGAAACCAUAGCUUCGCUCGGUGAGUUUCCUCGUGAAUCUUCUACUGUCAAUGGCGCGAUUGCAAGGGCUUUGGCUGCAUUUCAGAAGGGUGAUAUCGAGACAGCUACUGGGUUGCUAGAGAAGAGUCUGACGGACCUCUCUUUGAAUGGUCUCUACAAUUUGUUUUUAUUGUAUGAUUUAAAUCCCAGCAAUGCACCUGAAGCCAAAUCUAAAGCUGCAAAGGCACUUGUGGGUAGUGGCAGGGCAUCACUAGGAUCCUACGAACUUUUUGCAUAG
Molecule: messenger RNA, 975 nt
Organism: Wickerhamiella sorbophila
Lineage: Eukaryota; Fungi; Ascomycota; Dipodascomycetes; Dipodascales; Trichomonascaceae
Exons: 1
Coding region: 1-975 (324 amino acids)
Cellular component (GO): Golgi apparatus; TRAPP complex
Molecular function (GO): protein binding
Source: RefSeq, a predicted model, not a curated record